AUGCAACCUCCAGAACAUGAAUCUCCAACCCUCGUUCAGACAUCAUCAAACAUAUCCAAUGAUUCAUCAUUAUCCGAGAAAGGAGAAGCCACAAGACCACAACAACAACAACGAUCAAACAAUAGUUAUGCACUCACAGUUGACGAGGUGAUCGAGCAACACAUAGGACCACUUGGAUUAGCUCAGAUCUUGCAUGCUCUCUUGGUCUCUAUCGCUUGGAUCUUCGAUGCUCAAACCACUCUUGUAUCCAUUUUCUCCGAUGCUCAGCCAGCUGCGAGGCUAGUCGCAACCGGAGCCAUCGUGGAGGGUUUGUCGUUGUGUGGAUUGUCCACCGGAGAAUGGGAAUGGGUCGGAGGAAAGACAGAUACGAUUGUUGCUGAGUGGAAUCUCAUAUGUCAACAUAAGUUUCUUGUUGCUCUUCCUUCCACUCUUUUCUUCAUCGGAUCUCUUUUCGGUUCCGGUGUUUAUGGAUAUCUUGCUGAUUCAUGGUUUGGUCGGAAAAAGACUCUGUUUCUCUCUUGUAUAUUAACGUUUGUCACGGCCUUUGCGAUCUCAUUUUCCCCAAACGUUUGGGUUUACGCGUUCUUGCGUUUCGCCAACGGGUUUUUUAGAUCAGGAAUCGGGUCUUGCUGUAUCGUACUCGCGACCGAGAUCGUCGGUAAAAAAUGGCGAGGCCAAGUAGGUCAAUACGGUUUCUUCUUCUUCACGUUAGGUUUUCUAUCUCUUCCACUAAUGGCUUACUUGGAGAAAAAGUCAUGGAGAAACCUUUACCGAAUCAUAUCGUUUCUUCCUCUUGGUUACGCUCUUUUUCUCUUGCCCUUUGCCUAUGAGUCUCCUCGAUGGCUUCUUGUCAAGGGACGUAACAAAGAAGCUAUGGUGGUCUUGAAGAAACUCGCGAGGCUCAAUGGGAAACAACUUCCGGCGGAUUUAAGCCUAGUCGAUCCGAUUCCAACGAGAGAUGAUCAAACUUCACAACAAGAGAAGUUUUGGAAAACUAAAUGGGCAGUGCAAAGGGUCGUAAUGGUUAUGAUGGCUGGAUUUGGUUGUGGUUUUGUAUAUUACGGAAUUCAACUAAACGCCGAGAAUCUCAAUUUCAACCUUUACUUAACCGUUGCGGUUAACGCUCUCAUGGAGUUUCCAGCUGUUUUCAUCGGAAGUUUCCUCCUUGGGGUCAUGAACCGCCGUCCACUCUUCUCAAACUCAUCAUACCUCGCUGGAAUCUCGUGCUUCCUCUGCGCGGUUCUCUCGCUACACCGUGUGACCCGUGCUAUAUCCAUUGCGAAAUGGUUGCAGCUCGCAGUUGAGGCGGUCGGGUUCAUGGCGUCAUCAACAGCGUACGAUGUCCUAUAUGUCUAUUGCGUCGAGCUGUUCCCGACAAACGUGAGGAACUUUGCGGUUUCGCUUUUGCGUCAAGCGUUUAUGCUAGGAGCGUCUGCAGCACCGUUGUUAGUUGCGAUGGGAAGGGAAAACGCAAUGAUGUCGUUUCUCGUCUUUGGCGUUGCAUCUGUGUUAAGCGGUGUGGUUAGUCUAUGGCUAAAGGAAACACGAGACGCUCCUCUUUAUGAAACGCUGACACAACAAGGAAAAGCAGAAGAGACUGGGAACGGAACAGAGCGUUCUUGA
Messenger RNA from Arabis nemorensis, 1623 nucleotides. The record is from the annotation of a GenBank genome assembly. Lineage: Eukaryota; Viridiplantae; Streptophyta; Magnoliopsida; Brassicales; Brassicaceae.